AUGCAUCGUCGUCGCAAAAACUUCCAUCUCCUUCUCCUUCUCCUGACGAUUGCUCGUAGUAUCACUACUACCGCUGCGACCUCCUCCUCCUCGACGACGCAACGACGACGAAACAUCGAAGACGACCUCGGGUUAGAGCGUCGACCGUUCGACGACAGUUUAAAACAUUCUUCGCGAGACGAAGAAGUUAAAGAGGAGAAUAAAGUAAACGAAGAGUUACUGGAUUACCACGACGCGUACCGAGACCACUCUCACGACCACGAGCACUUGGAGGAAGGAGAGCGCGUCGUGCGUUGGGAGCUGUAG
Messenger RNA from Bathycoccus prasinos, 306 nucleotides. RefSeq lists its product with no specific name. Lineage: Eukaryota; Viridiplantae; Chlorophyta; Mamiellophyceae; Mamiellales; Bathycoccaceae. Bases 1 to 306 code for a protein of 101 amino acids. The record is from RefSeq and is a predicted model, not a curated record. The transcript has a single exon.